This is a messenger RNA of Lasiosphaeria miniovina, 1326 nucleotides long. RefSeq lists its product as uncharacterized. Gene Ontology annotation, biological process: phospholipid transport; mitochondrion organization. The transcript is spliced from 2 exons. Gene Ontology annotation, molecular function: lipid binding. NCBI's taxonomy places the organism in Eukaryota, Fungi, Ascomycota, Sordariomycetes, Sordariales, Lasiosphaeriaceae. Gene Ontology annotation, cellular component: ERMES complex; endoplasmic reticulum. The record is from RefSeq and is a predicted model, not a curated record. The coding region runs from base 1 to 1326 and encodes 441 amino acids.
AUGGCACAAGACGUGUGCCCGGCCAAGUCAGAACCGACGCUUUCCUUCACGCAGGGCUUCAUUCUCGGCCAGAUCUCGGUCGUAGUCGUGCUCGCCGUCUUUAUCAAGUUCUUCAUUUUUGGCGACCCCCCUUCGCCCGAGGCCACGGCAUCUCGCGCCGCUGCAGAACGCCGCUCCCAGACGCUGGCCCACAAGCAGUCGCUGCUGAGCCUGCGCACUUCAUCCAAUGCCAAUGCUAAUGCCAAUUCUAAUGCCAAUUCUAAUGCCGCGGGCUCACGGCCGACGGGCCAGCCGCCGGCUCUGAACAAGAAGAAGUCGAGCAUCCUGCGCUCGAGCCCCCCGACAUUGACCAUCGGCUCCAUUCUCGACAAGACAUACUACAAGGUGGACAGCCACCAGCCCGAGAGCCUGGACUGGUUUAAUGUGCUCGUCGCGCAGACGAUUGCCCAGUUCCGCAGUGAUGCGCAGCACGACGACGCCAUCCUCACGUCGCUGACCAAGGCCCUCAACGGCACCUCGCGGCCCGACUUUGUCGACGAGAUACGCGUGACGGAACUGAGCUUAGGCGACGACUUCCCCAUCUUCAGCAACUGCCGCGUCAUCCCCGUUGAUGAGGACGGUCUCGACUUCGGCCCUGGAAAGGCCAUGGACCCGAGCACGGCGACAAGGGAAGGCGCCCGCCUGCAGGCGAGGAUGGACGUCGAUCUCAGCGACAUGAUCACCAUGGCUGUCGAGACCAAGCUUCUGCUCAACUACCCCAAGCGGCUCAGCGCCGUCUUGCCCGUCGCCCUGGCCGUGUCGGUCGUGAGGUUCAGCGGCACCCUGUCCAUAUCCUUCGUACCGAGCAACCCGUCCGAGAACACGCCCACCAAAAUGACGUUUACGUUUCUUGAUGACUACCGACUGGAUUUCUCCAUCCGCAGCCUCUUAGGAAGCCGGUCUAAAUUGCAGGACGUGCCCAAGAUAGCGCAGCUCGUCGAGUCGCGUCUCCACCGCUGGUUUGACGAGCGGUGCGUGGAACCGAGGUUUCAAGAAAUUGCUCUCCCGAGCCUGUGGCCGCGGAAGCGUAACACACGCGGCGGUGACGAUGCCAUAGCCGACGUGGGGCGGUCCAUGAGCAUGAGCAAGGCCAAGGGCGUCGACAUUUUGAAAGACGUGCGGGACGAGGCCCGGAGACAAGCGUCGGCCGAAACGGACGGGCGGCCUGACUCGUUGCGAAUGCGCCGGCGCCAGAGGGCAGAGGAUGCCUUUUCCAUGCCUGGAUCCAUGCCCGGCUCCAUACCCGGCAUGGCUUUGGAUGGUUCAACGUCGGGCGUCUUCAGCUGA